UCGGUCCACCCAAAUAAUUCGCCCAGUGCCCUGGGGGAGAAACCACGGAGCGAGCACUCUCGGGAGCUCCGCCCCCUCUUACGAUGAGUCCGAGGCGAGCGCGAGCACGUAUCACUCUUUAAUGCUUUCUCCUCCUCUCCAUUGUCCAAUUGAGGAAGAAGACGAAGAAGAAGCAUCGUCAUCAUCAUUAUCAUCAUCAUCGCCAUGGCUACGCUGUCCCAGCUCCAGCUCCGCUCCUCUUUCCUACCCUCCUUUCCCUCCCUCCGCCGCUCCUCCGAGCCCUCGGCGGCGGCGGGGGUGAUGGGGCGGGGCCGGGGGCGGGGGAGGGUGGAGGCGAAGAUCCGGGAGAUCUUCAUGCCGGCGCUGAGCUCGACGAUGACGGAGGGGAAGAUCGUGUCGUGGACGAGGGCGGAGGGCGACAAGCUCUCCAAGGGCGACAGCGUCGUCGUCGUCGAGUCCGACAAGGCCGACAUGGACGUCGAGACCUUCUACGACGGCUACCUCGCCGCCAUCAUCGUCGACGAGGGCUCCGUCGCGCCCGUCGGCUCCGCCAUCGCCCUCCUCGCCGAGUCCGAGGACGAGAUCCCCCUCGCCAAGUCCAAAGCCGCCGCAUCGUCCUCCUCCUCCUCCUCUUCCGAUCCCUCAACCUUCCAUCCAUGGAGUCCAUCGCCUCCUCCGCGUCGAUCUCCGCCCCCUCCCCCAGCUACCGAAGCCCUAGCAUCGCCUCCCCCUCCGUCACCUGCAGCUCCGUCGCCGGUGUCGGCUUCUUCUUCGACUCACCCCGCGGCUGAAGGCGGGCGGAGAGUCGUGGCCACGCCAUUUGCGAAGAAGCUCGCCAAGGAUCUCAAGGUGGAGCUCGGAUCCGUCGCGGGAACCGGACCAAUGGGACGAAUUGUUGCUAAGGACGUGGAAGCUGCUGCCGCGGCAGCUCCAACAACGGCCGCCGCAGCCCAGCCGGCUCCUUCGGCUUUGCCAGCCGUUGAAUUGGGCUCGGUGGUGCCGUUCACUACAAUGCAGGGCGCAGUGAGUAGGAACAUGGUGGAGAGCCUCGCUGUCCCAACCUUCCGAGUCGGGUACACCAUUACCACUGAUGCCCUUGAUGCGCUCUACAAAACAAUUAAGUCGAAGGGGGUUACUAUGACUGCGUUGUUGGCUAAGGCCACUGCAAUGGCGUUGGCGCAGCACCCGCACCGGGUGGUUAAUUCCAGCUGUAGAGAUGGGAAGAGCUUUACCUACAAUAGCAGCAUCAACAUUGCUGUUGCUGUGGCCAUGGAUGGAGGGUUGAUCACUCCUGUUCUUCAGGAUGCCGAUAAGGUUGACAUUUACUCGCUGUCGAGGAAAUGGAAGGAAUUAGUUGAUAAGGCCCGCGCUAAGCAGCUGCAACCUCAUGAGUACAACACUGGCACGUUCACUCUCUCAAACCUUGGAAUGUUUGGUGUCGACCGAUUUGAUGCUAUUCUACCUCCUGGAACUGGAGCCAUCAUGGCCGUCGGUGCAUCACAGCCAACUGUUGUUGCUACUAAGGAUGGCAGGAUUGGUAUGAAGAAUCAGAUGCAGGUGAAUGUAACUGCCGAUCACCGCGUAAUUUAUGGGGCUGAUCUUGCUGCAUUUCUGCAAACUCUUGCGAAGAUCAUCGAGGAUCCAAAAGAUCUUACCCUUUAAACACUCCCCGCGUUUCUUCUCUCAGCUCGGUAAUUCAUUGAGCUAUUCUCAAAAGGUUAUUUCUUUCCUCUGAUAGAUGGUCAAGAUUUGUUCUUGUUGUAAUUUGAGCUAGCCGCUUAGUCAGCGUCAAUCGGGCUUGCAAGGACUCUGUUUCUUCUAGGUGUUUUCGUUUCUUUUUUUUGUUUGUUCAUUUUCCAGUUAAAGUCUAUGUGUUACACAGCACUUCCAAUAGAAGUUUUGACUUCUAGAUCUGUUAAAUUUUGUGGCGUGUGUGUUUGUGUGUGUGUGUGUGUGUGUGUUAUCUAAGGUGGGUUGAUUUUUGGUUAAUUUAUUUAGAAAAUGGCAGAAACACCUUUUCUGUCUUGGAUAUGUAUGAACAAGUGUUGAUCCUACGGCAAAAGUAUGUUGAUCA
Molecule: messenger RNA, 2074 nt
Organism: Ananas comosus (pineapple)
Lineage: Eukaryota; Viridiplantae; Streptophyta; Magnoliopsida; Poales; Bromeliaceae
Product: dihydrolipoyllysine-residue acetyltransferase component 5 of pyruvate dehydrogenase complex, chloroplastic-like
Biological process (GO): pyruvate decarboxylation to acetyl-CoA
Cellular component (GO): chloroplast thylakoid; pyruvate dehydrogenase complex; chloroplast envelope
Molecular function (GO): dihydrolipoyllysine-residue acetyltransferase activity
Source: RefSeq, a predicted model, not a curated record